Messenger RNA from Salpingoeca rosetta, 8347 nucleotides. RefSeq lists its product as uncharacterized. The transcript has 15 exons. Gene Ontology annotation, molecular function: small GTPase binding. NCBI's taxonomy places the organism in Eukaryota, Choanoflagellata, Craspedida, Salpingoecidae. Gene Ontology annotation, biological process: mitotic sister chromatid segregation; mitotic spindle assembly checkpoint signaling; protein localization to kinetochore involved in kinetochore assembly. Gene Ontology annotation, cellular component: cytoplasm; kinetochore microtubule; RZZ complex. Bases 114 to 8219 code for a protein of 2701 amino acids. The record is from RefSeq and is a predicted model, not a curated record.
AGCGGAUUAUCGACACACUCGACGGGCGGGAAAUUUCAAACCACAGCAAGAAGACCGUUGUAGCAGAUUGAACCACCCUUUACACUGCCUCAAGCACGGCCCAAGUCACCGCCAUGACGUGGGAGGUCGUGGGAUUGGGCGCAGAUGACGCGUACGAUGAGACGCGCAACUUCUCAUCACCCGCGUCAGGCAAGGCGGAAAGCGCCCGCACCGCGGCUUCGUCUGCACUCUUCAACUUGCAAACACGAGCUCAGUUCAAGGUGGCCAACAGCAAUGCUGGUGACGAGCCUCUGACGCGAUGGUGUGCUGCCUCAAACGACGCACACACUUGCGUUGCCCUGGACACCCAAGUCUACAUCUUCAACCAGGCGUGCACCGAUGUUGCCGCUUCCCUCGACCUUGAUCACAAGGUCACGCACGUCGCCUGGGGAGGAGACACAGAGUUUCUUGUGAUUGCCGAUGAGGGUGGUGCCGUCCAUCUGCUGGAUGCCGCUACAAAGCGCGUUCUCCUCUCACAGGUGUUGGUGAAACCCCAGUCUGGUGACGGUUUUGUCACUGUUGCUUUCCACAGAAUCCAGGGAGCCGAUGUGGAUGCAUACGAGUUUCUCGUGUCGACAGCACGAGGAAAACUCUUCCGGUUCUGGAACGUGGAUCUGGCCCGACUCAGAGACUGCAUCUCCACUGGGGAUUUGCAGGGCGUGAAGCAGAUCAAGGCAAACAUUGUGCUGCAGAAGGAGACUCUUCUCUCUGGCUUUGUCGACACGAGCACCGACACCAUCACAGGCACCAUGUUCGUCUACUCCCCAACCGGCCAGGCACUACUGACAGCUUGGUCUGGCGCACAAGUGGCUGUAUGGGUGGCAAACACGGAUGGGCUCGAGCUUCAAGACUCGCUCGAUGUGACGCCGUUCCUGGCAGCGGAGGUGGCGGACUGUGUACUAUUCCAUCACAAACACGAGGACUACAUGGUUCUCCUGGACACCAACGGCACCAUGAGUGUCUGGCUUCGAGCAGCAAUGAUUCUCGUGCACACACGCGAUGCAAAUGCGCAUCGCAUGUGGCUGGUGCCAACCAGUGAUCCCGGCCACCCAUACCGCGUGGCCUUCCUUGCCACCCGAGCAAACGCACCGUCACAACAGCAGCAGCAACAACAACAACAACACACGAUGCAUCUUGCUAAUGUCCCGUCGAUGGAGGACACGUUCACGCUCCCGGUCUCGGAACAGUCGCUUGUCGUGCCCCAACAACACGCACAGACGGUGCUGCUGUUGGAGGCGACGUAUGCAGAGGAGAGCGAGGGGCCACCGGCUGUGCACAUCCGCGCGCUGGAGCCGACAGUGCCGCGUGACCGCUUCUACCACCUGCUGCAGCGCGGACGCUACGAUGACGCCUUGCAGCUGGCACACAAGUACGACGACCUCAACCCCAACAUCGUGCAUGAGGUGCGCGUGAACGGCCUGUUGGACGCCGUCGGCAAUGGCGAUGGGACAACAGCAUCAACAGCAUCAGGAAAGACGGCCAACGUGGCUGAGCUCAUGGCUGCGCUGGACCAGGUGCAGGACAUUGGCUUUGUUGUGCAAAGCGCUCUGCACGCGCCCGUCGCCAACACGCAGGAGGUGCACGCGCUGCUGACGUACGCGCACAACCGCCUGGAGGAAGCAAGCAGCGGCGUGCGUGGAUCGACAACAACAGCAGGAGCAGCAGGGAGCGGCAGUGGCGCCGCAAGAAAGCAGCGGGCAACGGCCCAGAACUCCAGCGCUGACUCGUCCGACGAGGAAGAGGACUUUGGUGCGCUCAACGCGCAGGUGCUGGCGGCAAUGAACCGACUGACGACCUUCCAACUCGCAGCGCACGGGUACUUCAACGCGCAGGAGUGGCUGCGGUUUAUGGAAGCAGACCUGUAUAAAGAGCUGCUGGUGGCCGUCUCCUCGGGCCGCAUUGGCACAGCGUCCAUCCUGUGGUACCGCCACAUGCGCGAGUGCGGGUUCCACGACCAGAUUGUUGCCAUUCUCACCGCGCUGCCGGAGAUGGUGCCCUGUUCGAGCUUCCUCACCUGGUUUGAGCACGACCUCGUGCCCAGCGUCAUGCGGCAGGACCACGCCUUUGUCGUGGACUGGGUGCGCCGCCGCUGCCUGGUGAUGGAGGUGACGGAGAAGGAGGCGUGGCCCGCAUGCGCGCUGGACCUGAUUGCCGCUGCAGACGAGCUGCUGGUCAUGUACGGGUGCAGCCAGAAGACCACGUCCCUUGCCGUGCGCAACAUCAAGGGCGCCCACCACCCGGGCCACUUUGUGCAGAUGCUGUGCGGCGAUCGCCAGAACAGCGGCAGGCAGAGCGCACAGGACCCUGCAGCGGAGGCGGCGCGGGCACUCGCGUCGCUGCGUACGCAGCUGGAGGACAUCAACUUUCUCAAGCAGGACGCGGGCUUUGCCAUCUCGCUUGCAGAGCACACGGCCGCUUCGCCAACGGACAUCAUGGUGAAGAUGCUGGACCGCACGUCCGCGUGUGAGCUCGUGCGAGAGGUGGUGGACAACGACCUCAUCCCAUACGCCCGCCGCCACACCGUCACCGUGGACUCAGUGCUGGAGGCGUACGUCGCCCACCUGGCCAGUGUGCAGCGCACGCACGGCACCGCUGUGCUCAGCAAUUCGUGGACGGGCAAGGCGCUGGCCAUCAUCCCCUGUAUGGGGGACGAGACCGCAAAGGUUCGCGCCACCACCCACAUGAUGCGGGCAGUGUGGGUGCCGUGCAGCCCGGAGCUGCUGGCGCUGUUUGAGGAAGCGCGCACGUGGCCGGCGGCACAGACGCGCGAGUUCCAGGAGCACCACCGCAUCCUCACCCUCAAGACGAUGCUGCUGCCGUACGGCGUGGCAAACGAGAACCUGUCCAACGUCAGCGCCGCCCGCAACCUGGUGAAGGUCAUUCUGGCCAACUUUGAGGAGGACACGGCCAUAGACGACGCGCUGCAGGUCGUUGCUGCGUACAAGCACAUCCCGCGCUCCUUUGUGUAUGUGGUGCGGGCGCGCAACCUCUGCUACCGGAACGAGGUGGCGGAGGCCUGUGAUCUCUUCCGCGGCCUCCCGCGCGGCCUCUCCCUCGCUGUCGGGGUUGAGCUGAGCGCCUGGGCACUGGAGGCGUGCAGGGACGCCGGCUGCUACGGCGCCGACCCAGACACGUGGCGGAACACUGUUCGCCUCGGCACGGAGGUCAUGGACACGCUCGUGCGUGCGCACAAUGUGUGGACUGCAACCACCGCAGCGGACAUUGCUGCCGUGUUCGCUGGCACAGAGCGGCCGUGUGCACAUGCUGGGAGUGGAGCAGUGGCGCCAGCGGCGGGUGCUGCGGUAGUGGGGCGGCUUGGUGCGUCCCAGAGUGGGUACGGCACAGAUGUGAGCAUGGACCACCUCGUGUACACGCACGCUGUGCUCAAUGCCAUGUGGCAGGCGCUGCGCGACUAUGGCGUCGCCGUCGGUGCCGCUGAGUUUGCCACCGCCCGCGGGCGACAGGGCAUGGCUGCCAAGUUCCUGCGCAAGCUCGUGCUUGAUGACAGCGCGGACGACGGCGAUGGCAGCCGCAGUGGUCGUGCUUCAACGACGCGACAUGCAAAGGAGAAUGACAAGGCAGCCGCCUCCACGAGGAAUACAAGGAUGGGCGCAAGGAGUGGCGCUGCCACCUCCGCGUCCGCAUCUGCAUCACGCGGGCGGACAGGAGCACAAACAGAAGAUGCAGAAGCAGGGGGCGGUUACGACGAUGCCAGGCACGCACGCGCCGCUGGCAUGGCUUCCCUCGCAGCCAAACACGUGCGCCUGCGCCAGAACAUCCAGCGCAUCUCCACGCUGCUUGGCAUUCGCCUGUCUGAGAUGGUGCGGCUGGUCACGGCGUGGCUGCUGUCGAUGCACUGCGCUGCCGCCUACCUGGGUAUGAUCCUGGACGUGUGUGAGGACAUUGUUGCACAGCGCCCCGAAGAAGCCGACUGCGACAACAUCCUUGAUGUGUGCGAGCGCCUGCUCACCAUGUCGGACGAGCUGACGUGCGAUGAGCACGACGCGCUCGCGGCGUCCCCGUCCUCCAUGUCACUCCUGCAGCUGCUUCGCCGGGUCAAGGCACUCUGCAGCCAGUGCACAGCCAUGUGCUCGGCAGCUGUGCUUUGCGACGCGCUUGAGAUGACUCGGAGCUGCAGCCUCGCACUCGACGUUGCGCUCCAAUGCGAACACGCGCCGGAGGAAGAGGGUGAGGGUGUGCCAUUGUCUGGAGCAGCAGGCGCCCAGCUGUACUCGCUGCAUCACAGCAGCUUUGCCCCUGCGCAUCUCCAGCCCACACGUGCCGCAGGUGCAGGCAGUAGCAGCCGACAGCUGAAAAAGCAGAAGAAGAAGAACGCAGAGGCGUGGGAGGCGUCGGAAGUGUACGCUGCACGGUCCGCAGCCACGCGUCACCAGCAGCGCCAAGAGGAGGGCAAAGAAGGCGAUGCCGUGGCCAUGUGCUCACACGCAAGUACUGCCCGUACCGCAACCAUUACCACAACAGCUCUCUUUGACGUGGCCGCAGAUGUUGCAGAGCACAUGCGUGGGCUGCGUCGCAGCUUGCACAAAGACCUGUGGCGACAGGAUGGCCUUGUGCUUGAAAUGGACACGGUGCUGCCUGGCGUGUUGGCCCUCCAGCAAAACCUGCUGCCAAAGGUCACGCCCGCUGUCUCUGCUGCCUCCACCUUCACGGGGUCCAGCGCAUCGUUUGGCAGCGGCAUGCUGACGUACGAGCAGCGCCGCACCACAGGGCGCGUGGGCGGCCCGUCGCCCCCUGCACAUGACGACGAUGACGCGGGUGAUGGCGAUGGUGACGGUCGUGCGACGGCGAUUGCACUUGGGCUGCGCUCCGUCAACGCCACCCUUACGCAAGCCUUUGAAUUGUAUGAGACGCUGUGCCAGAGUAACCAGCUCCAGCUUGCGCUGCACAUUGCACUGCGCGCUGUCGGCACAUGCGCACAGUUUGCUCACUUCUGGCACGUUGCCGUUGAGGGUGGUGCGGAUGGUGAUGGUGGCGAAGAUGGCGACGAAGACAGUGCUCCGUACGCACAGCAGGCGCGCACAAUCCAGGCGGUGUAUGGGCGAGCGGUUCCACUGGUGUGCAGCAAGGUCGCGGAGACGGUUGGCGUGCUGCUUCGCGCAUGCAUUGCGCGCCCAACGCCGGACCUGGGCCUUGCCUCGUGCUGUUUGGCGCUGCUGCCGCUAGAGGACGGCUUCUCCGCGGUGCGCAGGGCUGUCAAGGCGUCCAAGCAGAACUACGACAAGCUUGCUCGCCUGGCGCUGCUUGGCUCUGGCGGCGCCAUCCUGUGGAAGAGCAGCGAUGUGUUUGCCGAGUGCGAGGAGCUGUACCAGAACGCGUCGUGGUGGGAUCGCCUGUCUCGACUGCACAUCCCCGUCCAGCGCGAACAGUUUUCACGCGAGAACCCGGCGUUUGAUUUCGGUGCCAUUCUGGAGCACAGCGACUUUGACCUGUCGCUGUGCCUCGAUCUCGCAUCUGACUACGGCGUGGCGCGCGAGCGCGUGUACUGCGCAUACAUUGAAGCGCUGUGCAUGACUUCCAGCCCAAGUGCCAUGUUCGUGGAUGUGCAGGAUCGCGUGCGCGUGCGCACUGACUUGAAGGACAACGCGCUGUACAUGGUGCAGCUGCUGCAAGACCCCGCGUCCCUGGCAGACACGCUCUCGCACACGUGCCUGCGCCUCACCAACCCGUACGAUUACGAGCGCGUGGGCUUUGUUCUGGAGGUGCUGGAGCGGGUGCUGCAGCACGUGGCCAAAGCGGCUUCUGGCGCCACCGGGAGCGGUGGGGCAAGGGCUCGGCGCCGCCGCUUGCAACGGCACGGCAACGGCGAGGGCGAAGAGGUGGCUGCAGCUGGCGAUGAGGGCACAGGCGUCAAGACGGAGGCAGUGUUGCCUAAAGACGGCAGCGAACACGACGCGUCGCCGUCGCCUGAAGAUGAGCCGACAUGGCAGACGCUCGUGUGGGACCAGGCCCUCAUUGGCCGCGCCAAGCUGGUGCUUGGUGUGCUCGGUCGCUUCACUCGGCAGCAGCCCGUGCCUCAGGAAGAGCUGCAGUACAUUCAUGAGGAGCUCGCACAAGUUGUUGGUCAGGCACACCACGACCUGGCCCAGCGGCGCCUGCCGUUCCACCACCUCUUCCUCGGCGAUGCCCUGGACAUUCUCAAGCCCGAGCUGUCAUUGGACAGCGUGGAUAAGCUGUUGCCACUGGCGCGGCUGCUGAAGCUUCCAUCCGAUGAUAUUUACACGGCCGUGAUUGGCGAGGCGCUCUCGCGCGGCUUGGCGAGCAGCGGCACAGCGCAUGGCGACGGCGAGCGCAGCAAUGACAUCACAGGCCCUGCCAAUGCGGAUGGCUUGCUCUUUGCACCACUUUCGUCGCCGUCGUCGUUUGGCCUCGGCGUUGGCAGCGACAUGUUUGAUUCGCUGCCCGCGUGCAGCGAACGUGCGGGCAGCGAGGGCGGUGGCGCCGUAACGUUUGCGACGGUGAUGGGUUUGCUCCGCAAGAUGGAGAGUAUGGAGUUUGCCACGGCAUGUGCAAAGGAGGUGGCAGACGUGCUGCCAACGGGGCAAGACAAGAUCACCGUGCUGCAGUUUGCUGUUGAGGUUGCAGGCAAGUGGCUUGAGUCCCUUCGUGGGAACAAAAACGGCAGCGCGAGCAGUACUGGACGCGGUAUGGCGAGGCAGGUGGCCAAGGCGAGGGAGCGCUUCAGCCUUCUGCUGCGCGAAACACAAACCCUCCACCUGCUGCAGCAGGCGCGUAUCCAUGCGGACGAGACACUGUCCUUGGUGCAGCAGCCCGAGGAGCUCAUCGUGCACCUGUUUGAGCAGUACACGAUCGGAGCGGAGGCUGCCGAGCUGGCAGCACGCGGGCACGACCUGUAUGCGCUGGCAACCAACAUUGGAGAUCUGCACGACGUUGACACGGAGGCCAUUCGCCUUCGCCUGGUGGAGGAUUAUCUCAAGGCGUGCGACGCGGAAGGAAAAGAGAACCAGCGCGGUGGUGGCGGCAGCGGCGGCGGCGGCGGUAACGUGACGGCCGCAGUCAAUGCAACGGCACGGAACCGUACGCACAUGCAGGGGCGAAGCAUGGUCCGCGGCAGCAAUGCCACCGGAAUUGGUGGUGGUGGUGGCGCCCGUACAGGCGCACGCCGUGGUGGAGGACUUACCCUGGGGAGCUUGUGGGGUGAUGAUGAUGGGGACGAAAGCAGCAUGUGCGAUGGCACUGUUGGCGGGGACCUGGGGCGAACAGGCACGUCGGGGUACAGCUGUACCAAUGCUGGUCGCUCGUUUGCUGGCCACCAAACCAUUGUGCACGAAACAGUGGAGACUGCAGACGACAGCACGUUGUCGUUGCAUCGUGCCAUUGCGCUGUUACGCAUGGUGGAUGUGAAGGAGAGUGCUCUGUUCCUCAUCAACUUUGCCAUGGUUGAGGGGUCGAGCAAGAUAACGCUCAGUGCGCGUGUGCGUGCAUGCAUUGCUCUCUUCUCCAUCACAACGCUGUCUUUUGUUGCCUCGAUUAUGGAGCAAGAGCCACAGGAGUUGCAGGAGCACCUGUUGUCGCUCAUCUACGCCUCUCGUCUGGAGGAUCUCGACAUUUUCCAAACACCACUGCAGUUUGAGAGAACGAACAAGCAGAGCAUUGCCAAGAGCAUUUUGCGGAACCACCCGUCAGACCCCACGGCACUUGAGUUGAUUGUCCACCUGUGCCUGGACUUUGACCUGUAUGAUCUUGGACUCUGGGAACGGGUCCUGAAGCAAGUGAUGGCCAUUGGCGACUACGAGCUUCUGGCGAGUGUGCUCGUCUCUGUGGCGAGCGCCGAGGAUCUGUGGUACCUGGCGUCUCUGGAGAAGGCGUGGCAGGCGACGCUGCAGCACUUUGUUGAGCAGGUGGAGGAUGUGAACGACGAUUGCGAAAAGGCGAUUCGAUUGAUGCUCAAGUCACCGCUGUCGAUGCGCCAGAAGGCGCCCAUGCUUGUGGACACGUGCAUGAAGUCUAACAAGGAGCACCUGGCCAUCAUCUGCGCCUUCUGCCACGCCGAGUCUGAAAAGCAGCUGGUGUCGAUUCGACGCCAAAUGGAUGCGAUGGGAAUUGAGCGCUGCUUGAGUGUUCUGGAGACUUCCACACUUCCCGUCCUGGACAAGGUGAAGCAUGUGCUGGAGAAGUGGUUGGCGAGCCCGACCGCCUGAAAUCGGACAUGAGGAUGGGAUGUUGAAGCGGGCACGAUUGCACUUGCCGUAAUGCACGACUUCUCCAUCGGUGUCGCUCUGUCGCUAUGUGUGUGUGUGUGUGUGUGUGUGUGUGUGUGUGUGUGUGU